Messenger RNA from Ictidomys tridecemlineatus (thirteen-lined ground squirrel), 819 nucleotides. Its product is annotated as DNA-directed RNA polymerase III subunit RPC7. The record is from RefSeq and is a predicted model, not a curated record. Gene Ontology annotation, cellular component: RNA polymerase III complex. Lineage: Eukaryota; Metazoa; Chordata; Mammalia; Rodentia; Sciuridae. Gene Ontology annotation, biological process: transcription by RNA polymerase III; cell population proliferation.
CCUUCCUUGCCGGCCCGCACUUUGGCGCACAGUUUUGCCCAAACCUCGAGAACAAGUGAUCAGCUUGCCAUUCUUGUAGCAUAACUAGUUCUGAUGGCUGGGAAUAAAGGAAGAGGUCGCGCUGCCUAUACCUUUAAUAUUGAGGCUGUUGGAUUUAGCAGAGGUGAAAAGUUACCUGAUGUAGUGUUGAAACCACCUCCACUAUUUCCUGAUACAGAUUAUAAACCAGUGCCACCGAAAACAGGAGAAGGGGAAGAUUAUAUGCUGGCCUUGAAACAGGAAUUGAGAGAAACAAUGAAAAGAAUGCUUUAUUUUAUUGAAACACCUGAAGAAAAACAAGAUAUUGAAAGGUAUAGUAAAAGGUAUAUGAAGGUAUACAAAGAAGAGUGGAAAGCAGAUUGGAGAAGACUCCCAAGAGAGAUGAUGCCCAGGAAAAAAAGCAAAAAAGCAGACCCAAAAUCCAAAAAGGCAAAAGAUACUGACAAAGGUACUUUACUCGCUAAUACUGCAGAUGUUUUGAAAAAAAUUGAGGAAUUGGAAAAGAGAGGUAAUGGUGAAAAAUCAGAUGAGGAAAAUGAAGAAAAAGAAGGAAGCAAAGAGAAAAGUAAAGAAGGUGAUGAUGAUGACAAUGACAAUGAGGAUGCUGCAGAGGAGGAGUAUGCUAAAGAAGAGCAAGAGGAGGAAAAUGGCUACAUUAAUUCAUAUUUUGAAGAUGGAGAUGAUUUUGGUGCAGAAAGUGACGACAACAUGGAUGAAGCAACCUAUUAGCCAUAAAAUUUCUCAAGAAAAAAAUUAAUGAUUAUAUAGCUUCUAAGCAGU